This is a messenger RNA of Sorex fumeus (smoky shrew), 1305 nucleotides long. RefSeq names its product docking protein 4 (gene DOK4). The record is from RefSeq and is a predicted model, not a curated record. Gene Ontology annotation, cellular component: cytoplasm. The coding region runs from base 59 to 1042 and encodes 327 amino acids. The transcript is spliced from 8 exons. NCBI's taxonomy places the organism in Eukaryota, Metazoa, Chordata, Mammalia, Eulipotyphla, Soricidae. Gene Ontology annotation, biological process: cell surface receptor protein tyrosine kinase signaling pathway; positive regulation of MAPK cascade.
CAGCGGGCGUCCUCCUUCCCCACGCGCCCCCCGACUCCGGGGAGCGCUGCCGCCGACCAUGGCGACCAAUUUCAACGACAUCGUCAAGCAGGGCUACGUGCGGAUGAAGAGCAGGAAGCUGGGGAUCUACCGGAGGUGCUGGCUGGUGUUCCGGAAAUCCUCCAGCAAGGGGCCCCAGCGGCUGGAGAAGUAUCCCGAUGAGAAGUCGGUGUGCCUCCGAGGCUGCCCCAAGGUGACAGAGAUCAGCAACGUCAAGUGCGUCACACGGCUCCCCAAGGAGACCAAGAGGCAGGCGGUGGCCAUCAUAUUCACCGAUGACUCUGCCCGGACCUUCACCUGCGACUCAGAGCUGGAAGCUGAGGAGUGGUACAAGACGCUGUCCGUGGAGUGUCUGGGGUCGAGGCUCAAUGACAUCAGCCUGGGGGAGCCGGACCUCCUGGCCCCGGGGGUGCAGUGUGAACAGACAGAUCGCUUCAAUGUCUUCCUGCUGCCCUGCCCCAACCUGGACGUGUACGGCGAGUGCAAGCUGCAGAUCACGCACGAGAACAUCUACCUCUGGGACAUCCACAACCCCCGCGUGAAGCUCGUCUCGUGGCCCCUCUGCUCGCUGCGCCGCUACGGCCGGGACGCCACCCGCUUCACCUUCGAGGCAGGCCGGAUGUGCGACGCGGGGGAAGGACUCUACACCUUCCAGACGCAGGAGGGCGAGCAGAUCUACCAGCGGGUGCACGGGGCCACGCUGGCCAUCGCCGAGCAGCACAAGCGCGUCCUGCUGGAGAUGGAGAAGAACGUGCGGCUGCUGAACAAGGGCACGGAGCACUACUCCUAUCCCUGCACGCCCACCACCAUGCUCCCCCGCAGUGCCUAUUGGCACCACAUCACUGGCUCCCAGAACAUCAGCGAGACCGCCAGCUAUGCCGGUGAGGGCUACCCCGGGGCAGCCCAGGCCAGCUCAGAGACGGACCUCCUCAACAGAUUCAUCCUGCUGAAGCCAAAGUCCAGCCCCGGGGACAGCAGCGAGGCCCAGACCCCGGCCCAGUGACGGCGGGGUGGGGGAAUGCCAGAGACAGACUGUGGACGGCCCCGGGGGGCUGGCGCCGAGAGCCCGGAGAAGGGGAGCAGGCCUGUCCCUUCCUCACCCCCGAGAGUGAGGCCGGACCGAGGCCAAGGGCUGGCCCCGCCGCCCGAGCAUGUGAGGGGCUGGAGCUACCGUGGGACUCUACUGUUGAUGAUUUAAUAUAUACAGCUUAUGAUAUAUUCUCUAUUAACGAACUCCCCCUCCCCCCACAAACCGCUUCCAAUCCC